AUGACAUCCAACAUCCAGCCGAUGACGCCAUUCUCGGUAGAGUUGGAAACGUUUAAGGCGUUGAAGAGGUUCAACAUGCUGAGGCUUCAAAUCUACGACAAUAAGUCCGAUCCAAACUUUUAUGUUGGUUUGUAUUUAAAUUCAAUGGCUUUGUGGAGUGGGAAUAAACAGUUGCUGUGCAAAGUAUUCCUAUCAUCCUUUGGAGAGAUAACAUCGGAUUGGUUCCAGAAGUUGCCGAAAGGAAUUAUAAAGAGUUGGAAAGGCCUGGCCGAGAUGUUUGUGGCCAGGUUUGUUAUGAACAAGUCGCAGCCACAGAGGGUAGAUUCCCUAUUGGCUUUGAAGAUUAGCGAUGGCGAAGGCCUCAAGGCUUAUGCUAAGAGAUACUAUGAGGUGUAUACACGGAUUCUGGGUUGUAACCAGGAGGUGGCGGUCGUGUCUUUCAAGAAUAGCCAGAAUGAUCAAUGCUCAUUUCGGAAAUCACUUUUCAAAACCCUACCGAAGAGCAUGAAGGAAACAGGAGCGAGGUCUAUGCAAGUAGUUAGCACUGUAUUCAGGAUCCUAAUCUAUAAAGUCUUGGAGAGGAUCAAGAACCAACCAUACUACAGACUGUCAAAGAAGAUCCCUGGCGAGUUCAUGGACAGGAGCACUAGGAAGCAUUGUGCCAACCAUAAUGAGGAUGGGCACCUAACUCAGCGAUGUAUGGUUCUGAAGUCACACCUGGAAGAUCUAGUCAGACAGGGUCACUUGAGCGACCUAGUGAAUGAGGUAAGGACAAGAGAAGAGCAUGCAAGGCUGCCCCAAACACUGGCAGCACACCUCCACCACCACCACCACCACCGCAGCAAGCAGAGGGACCUCGACUAA
Messenger RNA from Camellia sinensis, 864 nucleotides. Lineage: Eukaryota; Viridiplantae; Streptophyta; Magnoliopsida; Ericales; Theaceae. The record is from RefSeq and is a predicted model, not a curated record.